AUGGCGGCGCAGCGCGAAGCGCCUGGACCCGGGUCCGCACUCCCGGGAGCUCCGGCGCGGCCGCGGGAGCCGCUCGCAGCGGUCAUUGCCCGAGGAGCGGUGCUGGGAGGACCUGAACCGGUGGCUGCGGCAAUGGGCACCAUGGACGAUGAGGACCUGCUGGCCUAUUUCUGCAUGGAACACAGGUGGAACAUCCUGCACCUGCGGAGGAAGCUGCAGCAGGAAGAGGAGGACUCCCUGUCCGUAUUUAUCCGCCUCCAGGAGAAGAGGAAAGCAGCCAAACUGAUGGGAGAGGCUCUGGAGGCGAAGGAGGAGUUCGAGGAGAGGGUGAAAGCCGUGGAGCGCUGCUGGCGGGACCUGCACGCCCAGGAGGCUGAGCUGAAAACACACACGGAGGAAUCCCUGAGGAUCGCAAAGGAAUAUGAUAAGAUGCGAGUCCAAGCUCUGAAGAAAGCCGCCAGAAAAAGGGAGAAGAAGGUACAAAAGGAGCUUGAGCUCUUGAGAGCUAAGAGGGAACUGGAAGUCUGGAGAAACAAGCAUGAGAAACUCUACAACAAAGUGCAGAAAUACUCCAUCUUCAAAAGAUACCUGGAGGAUGUGGUGAAGAGCUCACAGUUUGUGGACAUCCAAGAAGUCAUUUCGCCCUACGAGACGCUGCUGAGGGUACUCAGGGACCUGGAGCAGUUGCAAGAGAGGCAUAAGGAAAAGUCCGAGCAAGCCAGGGUGUUCUUGGACCAGUACAUAGCGGAGAAAGAAGCUGAGAUCCUGCACUACAAACACGAGCUGGUGGAGCUCCAGCAACGUUUUGACCAGGCUAAAGAAGAUAUCCAGUUCUGGGAGACUCGCUGGGCUGACAUCCAGGAAACAAGUCCCAAGAAAGCCCUGGAGCUGGACACCAUCAGGAUGGCCAUCCUCAACCUCUUCCAGAGUGCCAACAGACAGAUGAACGCCAAACUAAACAUGCCAGUGGAAGUCAGCCAUAGACAACUGAACAGGAUUCAGCAGCGUAUCCAAGACCUUGCAGACAUCUCCAUGGAGGGCAAAGAGGACAUACAGAACCACCAGUGAGCAGCUGUACCUACAGGACAUGGCAAUGUGAGGGGCUCAGCAAGGAUGGGAAGAGCAGGACAGAGUGCCCGACAUAGAUGUCGCUUCCACCAGUGAAGUUUCAUCCCUUCUGACUCUUGUGUCCUGUACAGUUGCUGCCAUCUGUUAUUCUAUUAAAAAGAACCAAGUACCUGAAGGUGACUCCUAAUUUCCUGAGAGGACGGGAAUCAUCAGAGCAGCUCCAU
This is a messenger RNA of Pezoporus occidentalis (night parrot), 1292 nucleotides long. RefSeq names its product coiled-coil domain containing 42 (gene CCDC42). Gene Ontology annotation, biological process: spermatid development. Bases 1 to 1068 code for a protein of 355 amino acids. The transcript has 8 exons. NCBI's taxonomy places the organism in Eukaryota, Metazoa, Chordata, Aves, Psittaciformes, Psittacidae. The record is from RefSeq and is a predicted model, not a curated record.